Colletotrichum higginsianum IMI 349063 is the source of this 2226-nucleotide messenger RNA. Its product is annotated as C2H2 finger domain-containing protein. Lineage: Eukaryota; Fungi; Ascomycota; Sordariomycetes; Glomerellales; Glomerellaceae. The record is from RefSeq and is a predicted model, not a curated record. Bases 1 to 2226 code for a protein of 741 amino acids. The transcript has 5 exons.
AUGCCACCUCGCCGACGUCGUCCUGUGGACGCCUACGACUCCGACGAUUCUUUUUCGCCUAGCGAUGACGAUAUUAGCGAGGACACUUCCAAUGCGAACGAGUGUGUCUUUGACGUGAACGAAGAUGACGACGGCUCGGACACCGACGCGACGGACGCCGAUGACCUCGAGGAGGAUGCCGAACUUGACGUUGAAGACCAGAUCAAGCUGUUUGGCGGGAAUCUCCACCCGCCCGAUUACUGGCGAAAGGCGGUGGAGGACAUGAACGACAGCGAAUUCGAAUGUCAAGAUUACAGUCCUUCGACAACGGCAUUACUCGAUAACGUCGAGGAGCAGUGGCGCUUAUACUGUGCGGUUCUCGACCGUGAACCUCGACAUUGCUACGAAACGCUCUCGAUCAAAAUCCUUUAUAACUUCUUCGACUGGUACCUCAACCAAAAAGUUGGCAAAGACGGGAGGAAGAGGAGCGGUAUCAAGAAGAAAAGCUCUUUGGUAACAUUCUGGAAGAUAUUUAGGCUUGUGUUUGAGAGGGCUAUGGGUGAGGGAAUAGCCUCGAAGCUGGGUCGCAGCAUGCGUAAGGUUAUCGGAAGACUGGCCAAGAAGCACGACCUAAACGACCAGGCGCGGGCCAACCGUAUCAUGACGAUCGAUCAACUGAAGGAGCACAACAAGGAAACACUAAGCACAACACGAAAGAUGUUUGGGCUGGGAGAAGUACGCAUCCUUGCUGUGCUCUUCGUCCUGUUAGUUGCUCCGGCCAGUGCUCGCCGGAGAGCUAUCGCGAGGCUUCGUUUCGGUGACAUACGCGUCGUCCUAGCGAGAGAUCCAGAAGGCGGACCGCACAAGCUUCUCAUUCGAUUCACUCCAAAGUUUACAAAGGAAUACCUUGGCGCUAAAGCUCAGAACACCUACCCAAUCCCCGAAACCAUGUUUGAUGACUCCUUGUUGCUCAGUCCACACGUGUUUCUUCUGGGCAUCCUCUUUCGCCACCAAGCAUUUCGUGCAUCCAGCCUCACCUCACCGGAUCAGCUAAAAAGGCUCGAUAUUUGCCCCGGCGAACUCGAGUUGCCUCUACCGCUACGAGAGGACUUGAACGACACCUACAUUUUCCGUCGCGCUAUCUUAACAGCUACAGGUUAUGUGCUAUCCGUUAAUGAGCCCAUUUCCGAGGCCAUGAUGGGGGCCUUUUUCAAGAGAGUCGGGGAGCUUCUUGGGUUGGCAUACCCCACCAUACUGUACAGUUUGCGCUACAACGGAGCGAACGAAUAUGAUCAAAGCGCCGAUGUCAGCGAGGCACUCCGAAAUCUUGUCAUGGGUCAUGCCAGCUCCGAACCGUUUCGACAUCACUAUCUUGGACGUGAGAUCGGCGCCGACCUCUGGGGCAUCCUCCGCGGCCAAAAGCCGCAACAGGCGCUGAUCAAGCAGUCUGGCAGCAUUGGCCACUCCAUCAGCAAGCGUCGGCCAGCCGAUCUCACGCGGGAGCAGUCUGCGUCCAUCGCUACUCAUCCUACAAUCCGAAGAUUAACGACGGCCCUUCGACGACUACCUCGAGGCUCUGAAGCGUACAAGGAUGCUAGGCGAGAGAUAAAUAACGAAAAGCAGAGGCUUAGGAGAGAGCUCAAGCAGAGUAUUAUACACGAAUGGACUGACAACCAGGCCGUUGAUGACAUCGAGCGCCAACUACGAGGCGAUGAUUUCACCAAGCCUGCGGUGGCGGACACCUACCGUCCACAGGGACCAGCACAAAAGCGCUUACUCGCAGCGCUCACUGCUCCGCUCAUAGCCACACUCGAGGCCCAAUACCAACGGAGAGACGACGCCAUCAACGCAAUAUCCGCGUAUUGUCUUGUCCAGGAAGGAUGCACCACGCGCCGGCCUCGGCCUGUGUCGAAAAACUCGCUCUCUAAGACGCUUUCCCAUCGCUCAGAGAGCAGCCCCCUCGAUCUUGCCACGCUAUCUGUCUAUGCCAGAAACAAGACAGAGAGGCCAAGGAGGUGCUUUAUAUGUAUUGGUCAGGCCCAUAGUCUCCCCUCGGGUGAUCCUCGGGUGGAUGAUCUCAUCCAAGAGUUCUACUCGUCUAACGACCUGACCAAGCACUUCAAACGUAAGCACUUGUCCAAGAUGAAAGCCGAUGACAAGAUAGAGUGCAAGGUUUGUAAGAUGCCGCUUGACCACAGGAUGCACCUUCAACGUCAUGCCUUUGAGAUCCACGGCACUGUUUCCUGA